AUGGGGUCUCCCUCAGCCCCUCUUCACAGAUGGUGCAUCCCCUGGCAGACGCUCCUGCUCACAGCCUCACUUCUAACCUUCUGGAACCCGCCCACCACUGCCCAGCUCACUAUUGAAUCCAGGCCGUUCAAUGUUGCAGAGGGGAAGGAGGUUCUUCUACUUGCCCACAAUGUGUCCCAGAAUCUUUUUGGCUACAUCUGGUACAAGGGGGAAAGAGUGGAUGCCAGCCGUCGAAUUGGAUCAUGUGUAAUAAGAACUCAACAAAUUACCCCAGGGCCCGCACACAGCGGUCGAGAGACAAUAGACUUCAAUGCAUCCCUGCUGAUCCACAAUGUCACCCAGAGUGACACAGGAUCCUACACCCUACAAGUCAUAAAGGAAGAUCUUGUGAAUGAAGAAGCAACUGGCCAGUUCCGGGUAUACCCGGAGCUGCCCAAGCCCUACAUCUCCAGCAACAACUCCAGCCCCGUGGAGGACAAGGAUGCUGUGGCCUUAACCUGUGAACCUGAGACUCAGGACACAACCUACCUGUGGUGGGUAAACAAUCAGAGCCUCCCGGUCAGUCCCAGGCUGGAGCUGUCCAGUGACAACAGGACCCUCACUGUAUUCAAUAUUCCAAGAAAUGACACAACAUCCUACAAAUGUGAAACCCAGAACCCAGUGAGUGUCAGACGCAGCGACCCAGUCACCCUGAAUGUCCUCUAUGGCCCGGAUGCGCCCACCAUUUCCCCUCUAAACACACCUUACAGAGCAGGGGAAAAUCUGAACCUCUCCUGCCACGCAGCCUCUAACCCAACUGCACAGUACUUUUGGUUUGUCAAUGGGACGUUCCAGCAAUCCACACAAGAGCUCUUUAUCCCCAACAUCACCGUGAAUAAUAGCGGAUCCUAUAUGUGCCAAGCCCAUAACUCAGCCACUGGCCUCAAUAGGACCACAGUCACGGCGAUCACAGUCUACGCGGAGCUGCCCAAGCCCUACAUCACCAGCAACAAUUCCAACCCCAUAGAGGACAAGGAUGCUGUGACCUUAACCUGUGAACCUGAGACUCAGGACACAACCUACCUGUGGUGGGUAAACAAUCAGAGCCUCUCGGUCAGUUCCAGGCUGGAGCUGUCCAAUGACAACAGGACCCUCACUCUAUUCAAUAUUCCAAGAAACGACACAACGUUCUACGAAUGUGAAACCCAGAACCCAGUGAGUGUCAGACGCAGCGACCCAGUCACCCUGAAUGUCCUCUAUGGCCCGGAUGCGCCCACCAUUUCCCCUCUAAACACACCUUACAGAGCAGGGGAAAAUCUGAACCUCACCUGCCACGCAGCCUCUAACCCAACUGCACAGUACUUUUGGUUUGUCAAUGGGACGUUCCAGCAAUCCACACAAGAGCUCUUUAUCCCCAACAUCACCGUGAAUAAUAGCGGAUCCUAUAUGUGCCAAGCCCAUAACUCAGCCACUGGCCUCAAUAGGACCACAGUCACGAUGAUCACAGUCUACGUGGAGCUGCCCAAGCCCUACAUCUCCAGCAACAACUCCAACCCCAUAGAGGACAAGGAUGCUGUGACCUUAACCUGUGAACCUGUGGCUGAGAACACAACCUACCUGUGGUGGGUAAACAAUCAGAGCCUCUCGGUCAGUCCCAGGCUGCAGCUCUCCAAUGGCAACAGGAUCCUCACUCUACUCAGUGUCACACGGAAUGACACAGGACCCUAUGAAUGUGGAAUCCAGAACUCAGAGAGUGCAAAACGCAGUGACCCAGUCACCCUGAAUGUCACCUAUGGCCCAGACACCCCCAUCAUAUCCCCCCCAGACUUGUCUUACCGUUCGGGAGCAAACCUCAACCUCUCCUGCCACUCGGACUCUAACCCAUCCCCGCAGUAUUCUUGGCUUAUCAAUGGGACACUGCGGCAACACACACAAGUUCUCUUUAUCUCCAAAAUCACAUCAAACAAUAACGGGGCCUAUGCCUGUUUUGUCUCUAACUUGGCUACUGGUCGCAAUAACUCCAUAGUCAAGAACAUCUCAGUCUCCUCUGGCGAUUCAGCACCUGGAAGUUCUGGUCUCUCAGCUAGGGCUACUGUCGGCAUCAUAAUUGGAAUGCUGGUUGGGGUUGCUCUGAUGUAG
Molecule: messenger RNA, 2118 nt
Organism: Macaca mulatta (Rhesus monkey)
Lineage: Eukaryota; Metazoa; Chordata; Mammalia; Primates; Cercopithecidae
Gene: CEACAM5
Product: CEA cell adhesion molecule 5
Biological process (GO): regulation of immune system process; signal transduction
Cellular component (GO): cell surface; plasma membrane
Molecular function (GO): protein tyrosine kinase binding
Source: RefSeq, marked provisional